Phialemonium atrogriseum is the source of this 456-nucleotide messenger RNA. RefSeq lists its product as uncharacterized. The record is from RefSeq and is a predicted model, not a curated record. The coding region runs from base 1 to 456 and encodes 151 amino acids. NCBI's taxonomy places the organism in Eukaryota, Fungi, Ascomycota, Sordariomycetes, Cephalothecales, Cephalothecaceae. The transcript has 2 exons.
AUGGCUACAGAAGCCAGGGCUACUCGGAAUCGGGAAGAUGAACAGCCUCCUAGGCGGCCGCACGAGCAAUCGAUGCUCUACAAGGCGGUCAUGACGCCCAUCGUCUUUGUAACUUUCCUCUUCUCUCUCAUCAUGGUUGACUACCGAUAUUCGGUGAUGCGCUCGCACUAUCACGCCGAGAACCCAAGCCGCCUACCGACCUGGUUGCAUCGCAUCGUUUAUCGCUAUCAGCCAUAUGAGUACGUCGUUGUCGACGAGAACGGCCGGCCCACUGGGCAAAGCGCGGAUCCUCGCUUCCUCCACAGCAAGCAGCGCGAGCUCAUGAAGAUGGAGGUCACCGAUGCAUUUGAGGUCCGGAGUACUGUAAUGUUUGUCCUUGGUCUCAUAAGCCUGCCCUUGAUCUGGGGCCUCUGGCGAAUAGCAAGCUGGGUUGUCGGUUCGAUGCUGGCCAAAUAA